Molecule: messenger RNA, 3560 nt
Organism: Alnus glutinosa
Lineage: Eukaryota; Viridiplantae; Streptophyta; Magnoliopsida; Fagales; Betulaceae
Exons: 3
Coding region: 405-3203 (932 amino acids)
Source: RefSeq, a predicted model, not a curated record
AAUACCAAAAAUGCCAAAAAAAAAUUUCAAGAAACAUUUUAUGUCGAAGCAAACGUAAGAGUAGCAGUAGAAGAAUGAACAUAUGACAGUACGAGUGAUUGAUAUACAAGUAAACACUAAAGCAAAUUUCCCAUACAUACACUUAGCAAAUUUCCCAAUUUUACCCUCGCGUCAUAUUUCAAAUCUACAAUAACAUAACCCGCUUCCCUCCCGCUCACCAAACCCGCCUCUCUCUCUCUCUCUCUCUCUCUCUCUCUCACUCUCUCUCUGUGUAAAGCUUUGUUUUCAGUCUCUGAAGUAAACCCUGUGAGAAUCUCUCUCUCUCUCUCUCUCUUCAACGGCGUGCCACUGAAUCAGCUUGACUCACAGGUGUUCGUUGAAAUCCAUAUUCAAAAGCAAGGGAAAUGGAGGGCAUUUAUAAAGAGUUAGAUGAAGUCAAAGCAGAGAUGGUGAAACUAAAGGCAGAGUACCAGAUCAAAAUUGAACUUUCUGAGAGCUUAAAAAGAGCCCACAAUGAGCAAUUACUCAAAUAUCAAGAAGCUAAGCAGCAGAUUGAGAAACAAGCCCAAGAACUAAAUUCUAAGUCUGAGGAGAUAUCAGAAGCAAGGCAGAUUCAUGAGGACCUCAAAUCCAGUUUGCAUGAAAAAGAAAUUUCUCUUAGGCAUUUGAGUUCUGUGAAUGAAAAACUCCAAGCAGAUUGUGGCCAGAAAUUGCAAAAGUUGGAAGGAGAAAAUAGAGAGUUGGUGUUGGCUUUGAAUGAAGUGACGGCUAGAAGCAAAGAAUUGGAGCAGAAUGCUUGUGCUAGUCAUAAGGAGAUUGAGGGCCUUAAAAGUAUAUUAAUGGUUGCAGAGAGGAAGUGCUUCGAAGUAGAGCAAAGGGCUAAAAAAGCCAAAAAACUGAGGCAGAGAGAUGAUGUGAUACUGAAAUUGGAGGAGGAAAAUAGAGAUGUUCAGGAUCAGUUGAAAUGGAAGAACGAGCAGUUUAAACAUCUUGAAGAAGCUCAUAAAAGGCUCCAAGACCUGUUCCAGUUGAGUAAGGAGGAGUGGGAAAGAGGGAAAUCGGCAUUGCUUGCAGAGAUCUCAUCAUUACAGACAAGCUUAGAUUCUCAAACUAGAAUCUUAGAAGGUCUUCAAACUCGUUUAGAGAUGUGCAACCAAGCUUUAGCUCUUGAAGAAAGCAGGAGGAAGUUUCUAGAGGUUCAAGUAUCUGAACUCAAUUCACGUUUUAAUAAUGUUUUUUCCCAGCGUGAUGAAGAAAAUUCAAAGAUCCAGAACUUGAUUGUUCAGAGGGAUGAAGAGAUUGCAAGGCUAAGAAACUCACUGGGAAGAAAAGAAACACUCGUAAAAGAAAUGGAAUUUAGAAUGGUUCACGUCGAGCAAGAGAAUCAGGAACUUGGAGAAUCUCUCAAAGAAAUUCGGGAAGCUCAAAUUAGGAAUGCUGGAGCUACUUCACUAGCAAAGCUGCGCAACAAGCUUAGGGGCUUGGAGCAGGUACAUAGCAAUUGUUCCACAAAUAUGAAAGCAAAAGAAUCGAAAUUGAGUUUUCAAAUAGAAAAGAUGAGCAAAGAAAUAGACAGUUAUAAAUCUGAACUGGAGGGUAAAGAAAAACAAAUAGAGGAGCUCCAGAAGGUGCUUGAAAGUUGUCAUUCUGCAGUUGAGGUUUUAAAUGAAGAAAUUCCUAUAGUAUGCAUGGUCUUAAAAUCAGAAUUUUCAGAGGCUUACUCCGAAAUAUUUAAUGCAAAAGCAGAAAUGAAGCUGCACAACAAAGAGAAGGAAGAUAUAAAUCCCCCUCGUACAGAGCAGUUGGCAGUGAAUAAAUCUUAUUCUGAUAUUCAGAAAGAAAAUGAGGAGUUGACGUCCUUAAGGAAGAGGGUCGAGUCCUUGGAAUGCAUACUGGCAGCCAAGGAGGAUGAGCUUCAACAACAUGAGAAAAUGCUCAAGGAAUCGUCUGAAUGUCAACUUCGCUUAAAAGAGCAAGUUCUUCAGUUGGAAAGUGCACUACAAAAGGAGAAAAGAGAUGUUUUUGAGGCUUUAGAAAAGGUGAAUCUUGAGUUGGCUGAAAAAAGUCGUGAAGUCAGUCGAGUAGAAUAUGAAUUACAGAAUUGGAAGUCUAAUGCUGAGAGCCUGAAAGCUUGCUUUGACGAAAAUCAGGAAAUAUGUAAACAAAUGGAAUCUUCCCUUAUCAAACAAGCCAAGCUUGAGCUAACGAUUAAGAAUGAGAAAGAAAGCCUUCUCUGCAUUGUCAAAGAGCGGGGGAAAAUAAUUAAAGGUCUACAGCAAGAGAUUGUUUCUCUAGAAGCUAGAAUUGCAGCCAUGAAGGAAGCUUUCAAACAAGAGAAAGACAGCAUUCUCCUAAUUGCUAAAGAGAAGGAUAGUUUCAUAGAAAAUCUCCAGAAAGAUUCAACUUUCCUGAAGCAAGAAUCCAUGAGAAGAGAAGCAGAAGCUGCAGUUCUUGGAAGGCUGGCAGCAGAGAAAGCCUUUGAGCAAGAGAAAGGGAGGCUGUUGCAGAUCAGGAAUGAGAAAGACCAGAGAAUAAAAGAUCUCCGAGAACUGGCUAUUUCAUUGGAGCAAGAUAUGAAGAGUACAGUGAUCUCCUGUUUUCAAGAGGUCAUAGAAAAGCAGGUCGAGAUUAAUGUUCUUGGUGAAGCUAUAAAGAACGCUGAGUAUUUGAUAAAUGUAGAGAUUGAAGAGAAAAACAAGUUAAUUGCCAAUUUAGAAAUAGAAGGCUGUAAUUUACGGCAGAAACUGGCAAUUGAGGGGGAAUCCUUGCUUCAUUCAAAACGACAGGCAGAGCAGCUUCAAGAAUUACUGGAGGCCAAAAAGUUUGAAACAGAAAAGUUAAUGGAUGAGCAGAGGAAGAUGGAGGGCUUAGUUAAAGAGCUUGACUUGGAAAAAGAAACUCUGCUUAAAGACUCCAUGAAGUUAUUGACAGAAAGGCAGGAUCUUUUGGUUUAUAUUCAGGAAUUUUGUGAUAAGAUUGGUGAAUUUUCUUCUGAGGAUGUGAAAUUGAUGAAAAUUUUGGGAAGAAUAUCACAGAAUUCUGAGGAAGAGAUUGGGGGAGCAAUGAGUUCGAUGAUGCAUAGUGAGCUCUAUGAUUCUACUAGAGAGAAUGCAGACCCUUGUAUUUCUGGCACAACAAAGAAACCGAAUGUAGGUGGUGACGAAAGAUCACCACUGAAAGAUGUCAACCACAGGCAGCUAUAAUUAGGGGAACAAAUUAUGUCCUGAAGAAUAUGCUACAAGGACCUAGAUUGGUCUCUGGAUGAAGAUGAAGCAAUGUAUUAGUAGAAGCUAGAAAGGGUUCCAGCAUUUCCAUUAGCAGCCCUUGCAUUACCAUCCUGCCGUUUGAGUUAGAACCACUGGCAAGGAAUUGAUACCAUCUUAUGUUGUAUUCUUUUGUAAAUUAGAUUCGAUAAUUGGCAGUAGUCCAUUGAUUGUUUACUCUAUGGUUCGCGUGAAAGAACUUGUGUUGGGAAAUUACUUGCAUAGUAGACACAGUAUGAAAUUUGCAAUUGCAGAAAUGGGCAAUUUGUGUGAGGAUAUGUUCAAACAACCAUCUAU